Trichoderma breve is the source of this 2400-nucleotide messenger RNA. RefSeq names its product rad4 transglutaminase-like domain-containing protein. The coding region runs from base 1 to 2400 and encodes 799 amino acids. NCBI's taxonomy places the organism in Eukaryota, Fungi, Ascomycota, Sordariomycetes, Hypocreales, Hypocreaceae. The record is from RefSeq and is a predicted model, not a curated record. Gene Ontology annotation, cellular component: nucleotide-excision repair factor 2 complex; cytoplasm; XPC complex. Gene Ontology annotation, biological process: nucleotide-excision repair; mismatch repair. The transcript has 3 exons. Gene Ontology annotation, molecular function: damaged DNA binding; single-stranded DNA binding.
AUGGUCGGAAAGAGACGCAAUGCUCCUCAGAGGGGCAGCCGGCAGCGGCCGAAUGGCGCUGAUGGAAAUGAACCCGAUAUAUAUCAGGAGAUGCUGGCUGAGGCCGGAAUGUCUGCGCCGCCAGCUAAGCCAACAGAACCAAAUGAGCCUGCAAAGGUAUCACUGGCUACAGAAGCGCCGAAACCAGAGCUUAAGCAGCAAGACGACAGCGACGACGAGGAAGAGGAUGCUGAAUUUGAGGAUGUUGCUAUUCCUGAACCUACUGUCCAGACUGUCGAGUUGGACUCAGACGAAGAAGAGGAUGAAGAUGAAGAUAUAAAUUUCGAAGACGUCGACUUACUUAUUCCCUUGCCGGAUGGAGACUCAGAGCAACAAGAACCAAAGGAACUGGAACUCAAUCUCUCAGCACAGAAAUCUGCCAUGACAUCAAAGCAAGGGCCUGACAGACGAAGACCAAUUACCAAAGAAGAAAGAGAGCGCCGCAUUGAUAUUCACAAGGCCCAUUUGAUUUGUCUGAUGUCUCAUGUGGCUAAGAGAAAUCAUUGGUGCAAUGAUGCGGAAGUUCAAGACUCUCUCCGGUCUCGUCUGACGGACAAGAUGAUUCAAUAUCUUACGCCAGGGACCAACCUAUCGCAGUUUGGGAGAACCGAAAGUCUGAAGAAUGGGCUUAAGUUCGUUGCAGACAUAUGGAAGGAACAAUAUGAGAUUACAGAGCGUGGCAUGAGGAGAUCCUUGUGGGCAGAAGAGGUGGAGCAGCUUGAUAACUAUGUGCUUCCGAAUGAUAUGGAAUCAUGUCUGGAUAAGUCAGACUUUAGAGAAGCAGCCAGGACUUUACAAGGAUCACGAGAUGUCGGAGCUCAGUUGUAUUGCGCCUUGCUCCGAAGCGUUGGUGUUCGUGCUCGACUGGUUUGUUCGUUGCAGCCUCUCGCAUUUGGCUCUGCAGGACCUACCCUUCCAAAGACCAAAGAGACUGCCAAACCAAAAUCCGUUUCCAAAGCCGAGCAUAUGCUAUCUCAAGUAGCAAAAUAUAGAGAAAUGGCCGCUGCGGUCUCGUCGACUUCAUCCGCUGGACCUUCUACAGCCAGACGCAGAUUAGGUCACCCAAACGCAACAGAUUACAAUUUCGAGCCCACCGCUGCUCCUACGAAGCCUCGCCCAACUUUUUCAGCUCCCAAACAAAUACGCGAAUCUUCGUAUCCAAUUUACUGGGUGGAAAUCCUUGACGUAGGGCACCAGAAAUGGCAGCCUACGGACCCAGUAGUGACGCACACAUUUUGGAAGCCAAAGGUCUUUGAACCCCCCAUCACAGACAAGGAGAAUUGCUUAUCCUACGUUAUUGCGUUCAAUGCAGACGGCACUGCGAAGGAUGUUACUCGGCGAUAUGCCAAGGGAUAUGCAGCAAAGACGCGAAAAUUGCGUAUAGAAACUGCUCUGGACGAUGGCCAAAAGUGGUGGCGUAAAGUCAUGAAGAUGUAUAAGCCCAAGACGACCACCGACCUGGAUCAGAUCGAAGAUAUCGAGUUGAGUGGAGUUGAGGCGAGAGAGCCAAUGCCGAGAAACGUACAGGAUUUUAAGGGCCAUCCCGUAUAUGCUCUAGAGCGUCAUCUUCGUCGGCAUGAGGUGCUCAUUCCAGGGGCUGUGCCGUCUGGAACCGUCGCCGCCGGAGCUCGCGCUCCUCUGGAAAAGGUUUAUCGCCGAAAAGAUGUUCGAAUUGCGAGGAGUGCUGAGAAAUGGUUCCGACUUGGCUAUGAAGUCAGACCUGGAGAGAUUCCCGCGAAAUGGCUACCCAAGCGAGUGCAAAAUAAGAGGUCCCGGUAUGAAGAAGAGGAGGACCAGGAUGAAGGCGAUGCGGGGACGCCGAUUUACACGGUAGACCAGGCAGAGAUAUAUGAGCCGCCUCCCGUACGAAACGGACGUAUACCGAAGAACAAAUUUGGCAACAUUGAAGUAUACGUGCCUAGCAUGGUUCCGAAAGGUGGCGUUCACAUAGCGAGCGAAUAUGCUCGACGGGCAGCAUAUGCGUUGGGAAUUGAUUGCGCACCAGCGCUCACGGGAUUUCAGUUCAAGGGCCGACAGGGAACGGCUGUACUGAAUGGGGUCGUUAUUGCAAAGGAAUUUGAAGAGGCUAUUCACGCGACUAUCCAGGGGAUGCUCGAUCUGGAGCAAGAGUUGGAAGAUGAGAAGAGGCGAUAUGUAGCACUCAAGCUUUGGAGGCGUCUUCUCAUGGGCCUGAGAAUUCGGGAAAGGAUAUGGAGGGAUGUGGGAGAAGACGAAAGGAAGGAAGCAGACAGACAAGCAGAAUUAGAGGCCGAAAUAGGCGCAGCAAGCGAUGAGACCGAGGAGUUUGAUAUGGUUGUCGAUGACGAUGACGAUGGGGGUGGCGGAUUCUUGGUUGAAUAG